CAUUUUUCCUCCCAUGUUUCCCGACUCACAUGUGUCCAACAUUAAUCGAUAAUAUGAUUAGCUGUUAGCUGAUUUUUUUUUACAAAUCAAGAUCAGCAUCUAUAGGGUUUAUUUAUUUAAACAGAGUAAUUUGAUUGAAAUGGACAUCAAACAUUAAAAACAGAGUUCCACUAAUAAUAACAACAUGGAAGCAAUAAGAAUAGGUUUUGGUCUCCCUAACGUUCACAGCGUCCCUCUUUGUCUCACUACCACUCGCUGUCUCUUUCCUCGCCAACGUUUGCUUCACAGCCACACUCCUUCUUGGAAACCCGCAAAACAACAAGACUUUUUUGUUGCAAGUUCUUCUAAGAAGAGUAGUGAUGAUCUUGAGAGUAGUCUUCCAACGCCGCACUUUUCUCCUUCUCUUUGGGGAGAUCACUUCCUCUCUGUUUCCCUCAACCGCGCUGUGGAGUUUGAUGAGCUAGAAAGAGAGAUUGAAACUACGAAGCCGCUGGCGAGAGACAAGCUCAUGUCUUCUGAAAGCAGCGACAAGGAGAAGAUUCGCCUCAUCCAUUUGCUUGUCAGCAUGGGGAUCUCUUAUCAUUUUGAUAAGGAGAUUCAAGACAUCCUUAAACACAGUUUCACAAAGUUAGAUGACAUUAUAGUUGGAGAAGAUGAUUUGGAAACAAUCUCCAUCAUGUUUGAGGUCUUUAAGCUAUACGGUCAUAAGAUGUCUUGUGAUGCCUUUGAUAGAUUCAGAGGUAAUGAUGGGAGGUUCAAGGAGAGUCUAGUCAGAGAUUUUAGAGGAAUGCUACAGUUGUUCGAAGUUGCGCAUCUCGGAACACCCUGUGAAGUUAUAAUGGACGAAGCACUGAGUUUCACGCGGAAUCACUUGGAGUCUUUGACAAGUGGUAACGCAUCCACUGCUAGUCCCCAUCUCUUGAAGCAUAUACAAAACUCAUUAUACAUACCUCGAUACUGUAACAUAGAAGUACUAGUGGCAAGAGAAUAUAUAUCUUACUACGAACAAGAAGAAGGUCACGACGAGAUCCUGCUCAAGUUUGCGAAGCUUAACUUCAACUUUUGCCAGUUUCAUUACGUCCAAGAACUCAAAACGCUCACCAAAUGGUGGAGGGACUUAGAUCUUGCAUCUAAACUACCUUACAUUAGGGAUAGACUUGUAGAGAGCCAUCUCGUGGCUCUGGGACCGUACUUCGAGCCACACUAUUCUCUUGGAAGGAUCAUAGUGGCUAAAAUCAACAUGAUCAUGGUUGUUGUGGAUGAUACAUAUGACGCAUAUGCAACCCUUCCCCAAGUUAAAGCUCUUACGGAAUGUUUGCAGAGGUGGAGUAUUGAGGUCAGUGAUAAACUACCAGACUAUUUACGAAUCGUCCUCGGAAGUUUGUUUGAUGUCAUGGGAGAGAUUGAACGAGAAAUGAGACCGUUAGGAAGAUUGUACCGUGUGAAACAAGUGGUAGAGAAGAUCAAGAUCAUUACAAAAGCGUACCAAGAGAUAGCAAAGUGGGCACGGACGGGUCAUGUAUCAACCUUUGACGAGUACAUGAAGGUUGGGGUAUUGACAGCCGGGAUGGCUGAUUAUGCAGCUUAUUGCUUUAUAGGAAUGGAAGAUAUCAACGAGAAGGAAGCUUUUGAGUGGCUCAAUUCUAAUCCCUUAAUCAUCAAACAUCUGACUGCAAUGUUCCGUCUAGCAAAUGACGUAGGAACCUACGAGGUACACUGCAUAUCAAAGGGAUCUCUUGGUUCUUUUCUUUCUAUUUCCCACUUCUUUUAGUCCUUCAUGAAGAAAUGAUAUUUUUGUAGACUGAGAUAAACAGAGGAGAGGUGGCUAAUGGGCUCAACUGUUACAUGAAACAAUAUGGAGUUACCAAGGAGGAAGCAUCCCGAGAGUUGCGUAAAAUGUACGUAUACCGCAAAAAAGUGGUUGUGGAGGAGUUCAUGAACUCACAUGAUCAUGUGCCGCGUCAAGUUCUUCUGCGAUGCCUCAACAUUGCACGUAUCUUCGAUGUGUUCUACACGGAAGGUGAUGGAUACAGUGAACCCAAGGGCAAAAUCGAACACUUUAUGACAUCCUUGUACCUCCACCCUAUACCCCUUUCAUAAUGACGUGGAACACACACCAAUCUAGGUCUAUUCGGGGAUGCUUUGAAAUUAAAAAACAAAACAAAAGUAGUCCUUUGUUCUCUGUUUGUUCACUGUUACUCUAAGGCAUGACUACUGUCACUCUGGUAUCUGUCUAAACUCUUAAGAACUUUGAACACAACCAAACUAAUUUAACUAAACAUCGAGAAGUAAAAAGAGAUGGUACCUUGAGUUUUCUAUCUGUAAUUUCAUGGAGCCUCCAAAGUGCUUGUCCAUGACCAUGAUCUCAGAUUACUCUGCAUUGUUAAGUUUCAGAACAUCAAUAGCUCUUUUUAUAGUAGCAUUAUAAGCACUCAAUAGGCUAACAAAUUAACU
This is a messenger RNA of Arabidopsis thaliana (thale cress), 2454 nucleotides long. Its product is annotated as Terpenoid cyclases/Protein prenyltransferases superfamily protein. The coding region runs from base 185 to 1771 and encodes 528 amino acids. Lineage: Eukaryota; Viridiplantae; Streptophyta; Magnoliopsida; Brassicales; Brassicaceae. The record is from RefSeq and is marked reviewed. Gene Ontology annotation, biological process: terpenoid biosynthetic process; diterpenoid biosynthetic process. Gene Ontology annotation, molecular function: magnesium ion binding; terpene synthase activity; lyase activity. The transcript has 6 exons. Gene Ontology annotation, cellular component: cytoplasm.